Molecule: messenger RNA, 516 nt
Organism: Macrosiphum euphorbiae (potato aphid)
Lineage: Eukaryota; Metazoa; Arthropoda; Insecta; Hemiptera; Aphididae
Source: the annotation of a GenBank genome assembly
AUGACUCCAACCCCAACUAAAUCAUCACAAAUUAAAACUAGAUCUGCAACUGUUAAUAAAAAAGCUUCGUCUCCUGUUAACAUGGAUGAUCUUCAUCACUCUAUCGCUGAGAUUCGCAGUUCUCAGAUUGAUAUGCUUGAACAGUGUAAAGCUAUGAAUUUGUCACAAAACUCAAAACUAGCUGAAUUGUUAUCAAGUAUUGAUUUUUUUAAAUCCCAACUCGUUGAGAUAAGGUCGGAAAAUACUACUCUCCGCAACGAAAUUGCUACCCUCAAUAACAGAAUUCAAGUUUUGGAGAAUUCUACUGAUGGUUCAAGUAACAUGCCCCAGCUGAUCCAAGAAUUGGCUAACCGUGAAAUAUGUGCUCGUAACAUUAUAGUACAUGGUCUCCAAGGGUCUUCGUCCAAUGAUCCUACAGUUCGAAUUGCUUCUGAUAUUAAAUUACUCGGUGAUAAUAUUCAUCCGAUUAACUUAACUUUACCUCAAGAUCUUAAGUUAUUUAGGUUGGGCCGCUAG